AAGAGCAAGCUCACUUGUUGAGAGUUGAGAGUUGAGAGAUCGGAAUGGCCGACGACGCGCCGCUCGUGCAGCCAUGGGAGUACAGCCUGCGGAAGUACCUCCUGCUGCUGGCCACCCUGGUGAUCACCGUCACGUACGCUGCCGGCUUGAACCCGCCCGGAGGCGUCUGGCAGGUCAUCCACGAGGGCAAACUCGCCGGCGAUCCUAUCAUCCGCCAAAUCCACUACCGCCGCUACCUCGCCUUCUUCUACUGCAACGCCGCGGCAUUUGCCGCGUCCCUCGUGGUCAUCGUCCUCAUCCUCAUCCUCGCCGUCCAGCACGACAAGGAGAAGGAGAAGAAGAAGAAGGACGCCGUCCAGGUCGUCCUGCCACUGCGGGGCUUCAUGAUUCUGGACGUGCUCAGCCUCAUGGGCGCCUACGGCGCCGGCACCUUCCGGGACAAGAGCUCCACCGUCUACUUCGCGGUGCUUGUGGCCACCGUCUUCCUCUACAUCGUCGUCGUCAAGUUGCUGGACUGGUGGUCAGGCAAGCACUCCGACUCAUCCGGCUCCGGCGUUUUGUCCCAGAACGAGAAGGCCCUCAAGGAACUGAAAGAGAAAGACCAAGAACGGCUCCGCAAGAUCCUGAUGCUCCUGGCGACUUUCGCUGCGAGCAUCACCUAUGUUGCCGGGCUGAACGCUCCGGGUGGCUUCUGGGACAGCACCGGCGGCAGCCACCGCCCGGGCGAUGCGAUUCUCAACGACCACCACAACCUGCGCAUGAGGGUGUUUUUACACUGCAACACCACGGCGUUCGUGGCGUCCCUGCUCAUCACCAUGCUGCUCAUUGUCGACAGCAAGAAGCUCCCUGCUCGAUCUUUCGUGCUCUACGUGUGCAUCGUCGUCGCGCUUGUCGGCCUCGUCGGCGCAUAUGCGGCUGGCAGCUGCAGGGACACUGGUACCACCGCCAUAGUGGUCAGCCUGGCCGGCGUCGUGCUGGCAUUGGCAUGCAUCCUACUCCGCACUUUACCGUCAGAAUCCUUGUCUUGUUGUUCCUGUAGAACAAGACAAACUGAUGCAACUCAGCACAGUUCUAAGGAGCUUCUGGACAAAGCUCGCUCUCUUGUUCUACUCCUCGCAACUCUUGCCGCCACCAUCACCUACACGGCAGGGUUGGACCCGCCAGGUGGCCUUUGGCAGGAAAACGGCGAUGGGCACAUGGCCGGCGACCCCAUCCUCCUCACGACCAACGCUAGGAGGUACAAGGCCUUCUUCUACUGCAACUCGGUUGCGUUCGUGACCUCCUUGGUGGCCAUCAUCCUGGUCCAGGAGGAGAAUCUGGUCAAGCACCACGUGCUAGAGGCAGCCAUGAUACUCGACCUAUUUGGCCUCAUUGGCGCGUAUGCUGCCGGGAGCUGCCGGGACGUGAGCACCUCCAUCUAUGCCAUGGCCUUGGCAGGUGCUAUCUUGGUCUAUGUGGUGAUCCAUGUCGUCUUCUUCACGCUGGACUACAAGGUUACGGAAAACAACGACCAAAAAGAUCGUUUGCUGGAGAAGAGGCGCAAACGGUUUCUCCUCUUCGCGAUCUUGGCAGCAACCAUCACCUACCAAGCCGGCCUCACCCCUCCUGGCGGCUUCUUGCUCCAGGACGAUGAGCUCGGGCACCGUGCUGGUGACCCGGUCCUCUUGUACAACUACCCAGGCCGCUACAACGCCUUUUUCUACUCCAACUCGGUGAGCUUUAUGCUGUCCAUCGCCCUCAUCAUCCUCUUGGUGAACCCUAAUCUGUACAGGCCAGCCAUACGGAGCAAUGCACUAUCUGUUUGUACGGCUGUGGGGUUAUUUUGUUUGAUGGUAGCCUACGCCGCGGGAAGCACGCAACACCUCAAGACGUCCAUCUACAUCUUCGCGUUGGUGGUCGUGGUCCUCUUCGUUGCAGUUGUAGUGCUGCUAGUAUUUUUACUGAAGGGGCCGAACAUAAAUAGCAACAAUUCAGCACCCAAAACAAAGGACGAAGAAGAGAAGGAAGAUGGCAACAAUUCGGCACCCAAAGAACAAGACGAAGAAGAAGGGAAGAAGGAAGAAAAAGGGAAGAAGGUAGAAGAAAAGAACGGGGGUGAAGAAAGGAAGAAGCACGAGAUGCGCAAGUACCUGAUGCUGCUAGGCAUUCUGGUGGCGAGCGUAGCCUACCAGGCCGGCCUGAAACCGCCAGGUGGAGCAUGGCAGAGCAGUGGCAACGGGUACGAGGCAGGCGACCCAGUGAUGCACAACAACAGGAGGCCCCGGUACCUCGCAUUCUUCUACAGCAACUCCAUUUCCUUCAUGUCUUCCAUAGUUGUCAUCAUCAUUUUGCUAUGGCAAUGGCUGCAAAAGAAGGCGAAAGGAGAAUGGGAGGAACAGUCGCUGAGGGUGAUGAACUGGACGAUCCGACUGGAUUUGAUUGCUCUCCUAGUAGCCUAUGCAGCCGGCUCCAACAGGGGGUGGAAGACGUCUGUUUAUGUCACCAUGCUCAUCAUUGCUGUGCUGGGCUACUUUGCAAUCCAUAUGACGCUGGCACGUAUUGUUUGUAACCGUAAGAAAUCCAAAGAGAGACCUGCAGCGUGAAGCCCCAAGACAUAUCUGCAGCGCCGCUAUACUAUGUGAGAGCAAUUGCUCAUCUGGGCUGUGACCUAUUUAUUUCAUCCUGUAUUUAGAUCUCCAAUCAGCUUACCGCUAGCUCUGCUUCCUUGCCCAAGGGCUUGACAAAAAGCUUCCCUCCUUUUAGAUUCCUGCUCUAGUUGAUGUAAUCGGAUGAAUAACCUGCAUCUACGUCGAGCAUGCUUACAUUGUUUGUCGACUUACUGAGCAAGUGUGUGCAUCUUAAUCGAAUGAAUAUGCAUGGCAGGUGACGUUUUCCUGACCCUAUGUGCACUUUACGUUUCAUAAGAACUUGAAGCAUUUGUUACUACUUAGGAAACAUAUGUCACUUGGUAUAAUCCUGAUAAUUAGUAAUCAAUGAUGGAUAGGAAACAUACCUUUGAAUCCAAGGGGCUAUGGGACGCCAGCUGCGUGAUCUCCCUCCCUAGUGGGGCAAUUCACCGAACACCUGCAGGGCGCCCUAUCCCCGCAUGCAGAUGGCAACUGAGACGACCAAGCCGCCAUUACCGUGGGUCGAUAGAUACGUAAGCUAGCAUCAGAGGAUGGAGCCAAUUUGGCCGGAGAGGAUUCCUCGAGCGUGGGUCGCCUCGAUCGGAAUGCAGUUGCUCGAGGCGUGAAUGCAGGUGCGGCUCGAAUCCAGCUGGCUUAGCAGCAGUCGUUCCUUGUGAUCUUCUGCACUAUGGGCAGAUUGCCCAGGUGCAGGUCGGGGCGGGCGGUCGCCGUUGCCGGCGAUCCCCUGAGAGAAGGAGCGGCGCCUUGGCUCCUGGCUCGCCUCCCGCGCUGCUGCGUCUCGUGCGAACAGUGGCAUUCAGAAACGA
Messenger RNA from Triticum aestivum (bread wheat), 3433 nucleotides. RefSeq lists its product as uncharacterized. The record is from RefSeq and is a predicted model, not a curated record. The transcript has 2 exons. Bases 45 to 2582 code for a protein of 845 amino acids. NCBI's taxonomy places the organism in Eukaryota, Viridiplantae, Streptophyta, Magnoliopsida, Poales, Poaceae. Gene Ontology annotation, cellular component: membrane.